Messenger RNA from Vitrella brassicaformis, 340 nucleotides. The record is from the annotation of a GenBank genome assembly. Lineage: Eukaryota; Vitrellaceae.
GAACAAUGUGGUAGGAGGGCGUAGGGGAAAACACGUCAUCCACUUGGUUGCCGUCUUGUUCGAAUCCUCUUGCGACGAUACGAGCCUUGUACUUGUCAGGCUUAAGGGCAAAUACCCAUCUACAUGAGAUGAUCUUGGUCGUUGCGGCGUUCACCGGCAUGUACUCAAACACUCCCAGGUCUUCAAUCGACUUCAUCUCACGAUCCAUGGCUUCUUUCCAUUGGUCUGCUGCUGCUGACUUGAUGGCUUGGUUAUAGGUCUUCGGUAUGGUUGGCUGAAAUAGCUGUGGAAGUGAUGGGUCACCUGCGGUCUUGUCGUCUUUCGAUGGGUCUUCUGUCAU